Molecule: messenger RNA, 313 nt
Organism: Adineta ricciae
Lineage: Eukaryota; Metazoa; Rotifera; Eurotatoria; Adinetida; Adinetidae
Source: the annotation of a GenBank genome assembly
AUAUUGUAUUGAUAUUGCCAUCGGAUCUGAUUCCAUAUCAAACAUAAAAUGUGUUCAACUUGUUCCCGUUGAAUUAGAUCCAUCAUUUAUCUAUCCGGUAGAAAAUUAUAUUGUUAAAAAAGGUUAUACAUGCUAUGAUAUUUUUACAUUUGAUUCACCAGCAGCAACAAUUUUUUCUAAUGAAUGUCGUGAACAAUGUCCGGAAGAGUAUUGUCUUCUGUUUGAUAAUCAAUCCAAUAGAUCGAUUAGAAAUAUAUUUUAUCCAGAAUCAUCGGACGAUCAACUAUUUAAUCGUGAAAUUAAUAGUAGUUAA